Messenger RNA from Schizosaccharomyces osmophilus, 807 nucleotides. RefSeq names its product Clr6 histone deacetylase complex subunit Sds3 (gene sds3). The transcript has a single exon. The coding region runs from base 1 to 807 and encodes 268 amino acids. The record is from RefSeq and is a predicted model, not a curated record. Gene Ontology annotation, biological process: negative regulation of transcription by RNA polymerase II. NCBI's taxonomy places the organism in Eukaryota, Fungi, Ascomycota, Schizosaccharomycetes, Schizosaccharomycetales, Schizosaccharomycetaceae. Gene Ontology annotation, cellular component: Sin3-type complex. Gene Ontology annotation, molecular function: histone deacetylase binding.
AUGGACGUUUUAUCCAUGGUUCUAGAUAUGAAACAUGAAGAGGACGACGAAAUUUUGGACAUGCCACUGACAGCGAGCCAGUUUGAAGCGAAAAAACAAGAGUUACAAGCCGAGUUGGCAGCUAUACGAAAUGGAACCUGUAAAACGCUUUUGGAUUUGUUUCAAGAAUUACAAGAGAAAAAAGAAGAAGAAUUGGAGAUUGAAGGACAGUGGAGACGGCAUUUGAUGGAACGAGCCCAAGAAGAAUAUGAAGCAGAACUGAAGGAUGCCAAAGAAGAAUAUGAGCAGCGUUGCAACUCUCUACAAACCAUGGUUUUAUCACAUUUGGCUGAGAAAAAACGACACAUCCUGGAAGCCAAGGAUAUGUUUGAUAUUGCUAAUGAGUCUUCUUCUCUUCUUUUACACGAUGCAUCUUCCCAAUUUAUUGACCGUCGAAAGUUAAGGCAUCGUCGAAACGCUUCUUCCAAUAACUCCGCCUCUCAUCAAUUGCCCACUCUCAACUUUUUUGACGAUUAUUUACUUUUCCCCACAGAAGAGACGUCCGCGAUACCAGAGUCCAUAAAGAAGACGGUUCGAAAUUCUGUCAACUCGGCGAAACCAUCCAACAUGGAAUUAUCACUUUUUUCUCCUCUCUUGACAAUGGCAAAUGUAAAUCUCUCUGCCACCCGUGACCGAGACUUUCGAGCCAUGGAGCGAGCCGAACGUGAUCGUGAGAAAGCCAUUGACAAGAGUUUAGUCGGUGCUUCUGAAGAAGACGUCAAAUCUGACCUACAGCUUCUUAACAAAGAAAUUCAAAAGAAAAGGUGA